Messenger RNA from Oreochromis niloticus (Nile tilapia), 4168 nucleotides. RefSeq names its product thyroid hormone receptor associated protein 3b (gene thrap3b). Gene Ontology annotation, molecular function: DNA binding; transcription coregulator activity. Lineage: Eukaryota; Metazoa; Chordata; Actinopteri; Cichliformes; Cichlidae. Bases 407 to 3115 code for a protein of 902 amino acids. Gene Ontology annotation, cellular component: mediator complex. The transcript has 11 exons. Gene Ontology annotation, biological process: positive regulation of transcription by RNA polymerase II. The record is from RefSeq and is a predicted model, not a curated record.
CGCGUGAUCUGGACUCAACGUUAGCGUUAGAUAGCGUGAGGUCGGUCGUUAACUACCCGUGAAUGUCGACAAAGCGCACUAUUUAGCACAAUUAACACAGAGAGAGAGAUAUCCCCGAGUAAAUAUGUUAUGUAGUAUGAGCGUGUAGUCCGAGCACCUUGCCUCUCGUAAAGGCACGGUGCGCCUGUUUUGUUCGCUAAGUUGGUUUCGGUGCCGCUGCUAACAGGCUAGGCGGCUAACACUCGCGCAGCGCACUAAACCAGGAAGGAGGGACCCGACGACCAGGCAGCCUGGCCUCAGAGGUUUGUCUACUUCUGCAGACAUUUAUUCUUAAAAAACACCUCUCGUCCAUUCGUGUGGAAACGGGAAAAAGGAAAGCAAUACUUUUACUGGCCUGAGAUCAAAGAUGUCAAAGCCUCCAAAUUCUCCUGCUCGGUCCCGCUCCAGAUCGAGGUCUAGGUCCAGAUCCAGGUCCUACUCCAGAUCCCACUCUAGAAGCCGCUCAAGAUCCAGAAAACGUCGUUACAGUUCUAGGUCUCGUUCCCGCUCUCGCUCGCACUCUCCGUCCUAUAGAAACUAUCCUUCUCGGGACUAUCAGAACAACAGAGGUGGCUUCAGAGGUUACAACAGAGGCUACCGUAGGCCGUACCACUACCGAGGUAGAGGCCGAGGCUAUUACCAACGCGGUCAUUACCAAAACAGAGGCGGAGGAGGUUAUGGCUAUAAGGGUAAUUGGCAGGGUGGUGGUGGUGGAGGAGGAGGAGGCGGCGGUGGUGGUGGUGGCGGUGGCGGCGGCGGCUGGCAUGAUCGUCAUCAUGACCAGGACCACCAUUCUCACAGCCCCAGGAGGGGCCGCUCACGCUCCCGUACACCCAGGAAGCGCUCGGGCAGCCGGAGCCGCUCCCGCUACUCUGAUCGUUCGUCUUCUGGACGAUCCCGCCAUUCUAGGCGCUCCAGCUACUCCUCUCGGUCCCGCUCCUCAUCCCCACGCCACCGCAGCAGCAAGGGAAAGCCCAGCAACAAGGAUGCUAAAGACAAGCCAGUUGAAAGUCAGGUUGAGAAGUCUACUCCGGAACCAGAUGGAAGCGUCAUCGAGAAGGCUUCUGGAGGCAAAUGGAUUGACUACGACGCAAGCCCCAAACCAACCAGCCCAGAGACUAAGAAAGAGGACGCUCCUUCUGGUCCUGAGGUCAAAGGGCCCAACAGUGGUGGCACUAUGUGGAAAACCAUCAGCAGUGCAUCACCUCCGGCAAAGAGCCCCACAAUCUCUGGACAAACGGCCUCGUUCAGCGGAUUUGGAUUCUUCUCAAAGGAUGAUGCCAAAACUACAGAUAAGACUGUGAUCUCUGCUGCCUUCAAAAAGUUUUUGGCUGAGAACAAAAACAAAAAGCAGGCAGCUGAAAAGGAGAACAGUCGUGAAAAGGAGCAGGUCACUGUAGAUAGAGAGCAAGAGAAAAGUGGCAAAACUGGAGAGCUCUUCAACGUCUCGUCCUUUGGUGACAUCAAGGAAGACAAGACUAUGCCUUUCUUUGAGGCUGGAGAAGAAGAGUUCCUCACAUCACACGGGAUGAAAGGGAGGGACCGUGAGGAGGAUGCUGAGGUAAAACCUGCCCUCGUAGCUCGGGACAUGUUUGGGAAAUGGGGGGACGAGUCAAGCUAUUCAACAUCUUACCCGUCCCUUAAGGAGAAAGUUCGUGUAGACCCCGAAGACGUAGACGCCAUUGAUCGCGUGGAGGAGGAGUUGUACCGAAGCCGCAAACAUAAGAAAGAGGAGAAGUCCAAGAAGAAGGAGAAGAAAGAAAAGGAGAAGGCCAGAAGGAGUUUGUCCCCACCAACUACUUCAAGAGAGAAAGACCGGCCACUGUUCCCUGGAGCUUUUCCUCCUCGCGAACAAUCGCCUGCACCGCGUCUGUUUGCAUCAAAAGAAGACUUUGAGCUCAGAAUCGCUUCUUUAGAUGAACUUCCCAGCUCCUCCCUCUCUAAAGAUCGCCACCUGCCCCGGGAGCUGCUGAAUACCACUAAGAAGGAUCCGGAAUUUCGCUCCAUUUUCCAGCACAUUCAGUCCGCACAGCUCCGUCGCAGCCCGUCUGAGCUGUUCGCUCAGCACAUAGUCUCUAUUGUGCACUACAUCAAAGCUCAACACUUCCACUCCUCAGACAUGACUCUAAGUGAGCGGUUUGCCAUGUACCAAAGAAAAGCUGCAGAGGCAGAAAUGAUGAAGCCAAGGAAGAGCCCAGAAAUCCACAGGAGAAUCGAUGUUUCCCCCAGUGCUUUUAAGAGGCACUCUCACCUGUUUGAGGAUUUGGAGGAGGCAAGCUACAAGGACCCAAGUAAAAAGUUCAAAGGCGACGUGAUGGACCUUCGCCUGGAUAUUGAAAGACGUAAGAGGUUUGCUGGGAAGGAGCGCGACUUCAAGCGUGAAGGGGCCAGGAGCCCGGAAGGCUCCCGGGGACCGAGUAGAGAGAGGUCCUCUGAGAAAUCUGGGAAGCACCACAAGAAAUCCAAGAAGGGUAAGAAGAAGCGGGAUCGCUCUCCUUCCUCUUCUUCCUCCUCAUCCUCCCAGUCCCCUUAUCCUCCACCAUUCCGAGGCAAAGAAUUCAUGGGGGAGGGGAUGGAGCACCCCGAGGAGGGCUUCAGCCACACACGCUAUCCACCGCGGGACUACGGUGGCCCUGGGGACCGAGGCCCUCGAGAUUAUGAGGGACAUGGCAUGGAGAGAGGCCGAGGCCGUGGAUUUUUCCCCAGAGUCAGAGGAAGAGGUUGGAGCAGGGGAAAUUAUCCCGGCAACAACAGCAAUGGAAACCCUGCCAACAUAAAUCCUCCAGUGCGGCCGCCCGAGGAGGAGUGGGACCCUGAAUACACCCCCAAGAGCAGGAAGUACUACCUGCACGAUGAUCGCGAUGGAGAGAAAACCUGGGUUGAUAACCGGGGCCGAGGCCGCGGCUCCUUCCCCACUCGCCGAGGACGCUUCGUGUACCGAAAGGGAGGCAGCAGUCCAAAGUGGACCCACGACAUGUAUCAGGGAGGAGAGGAGGGGGAGCUGCCAGACGACAGCCUGGAAGUCGACCAUAAAGAAGCCAAGGGCGCCGGAGAUGCGCCGAGCCUGAAGCAGUAAAGCUCUCGCUCCGUCACCUACAUGUAGAAGUCCGAUCAGAGCGGUUGGAGUGGUGAUGAAGGGGUUAAAUUUCUGUUUUCUCCAUUUUGCUUCAUCUCACCAUUUAACGGUUAACGUGUUCAGUGAGUUCUCUCUGUAGAAGUGAAAAGAGGAGCGUAACUGUUACUGUGAUUGUUUUUUUUUGUUCUUGUUUUGUUUAGGUGUAAAAUGGUGAGUUUUGAUUUGUGUUUAUCGCAUCAGCAAAGAUUCAAAAAGGUAAAAAAUGUUUCCAUGGACACGGCAAAAAAGAAAAGAGAUUGUGCCUUAGGAAAUAAUACGGUCACGUGUCCGUCUGAUAUGUUUGAAGGUGAAAGCGUGUAGGAGAAAUCUGAUUAAUCAGUUUAUUUGUUAUUUGUUUUUUUUAAAUGCAUGAGACAUUUGAUUCAUACGUUGCUCAACGGGACCAAUCCGAGGCAGCUGCCCGGCUCGCUGAUUCGCAGACGUGGCGGUCUCCCCGGGCGUUCGUCACUUCUGCUCUCUGAGCUUUUACACGCAGCUCAUCAGCAGCUGCUGCGUGUUCUCGUUGGUUUGUGGAUGUUUCCAUAGUAACAUGGGUGUCUCCAUCCGAUCCUCUGAGAUGUUUUAGACAGAAAACGCUUGAACGUUUUUCCGACGCCGUCAUAUCUGUUUAGAUAAGAGGCCACGUUUGUCUAGAUUUUUAAUUAAAAUGAGUAGUGUUACAUGACAUAAUCCAUGUAUAGAAUUAGAUCUGAAGCUUUGUAAUCCUGCAGUUUUAUUUGUGUCAAGAAAAAAAACAAACUGAAGAGAAAUGUGAAGAUUUGUGGGGGAAAAAAACAAACAUGAUGUGAUGAUUUUUAAAUGGAAUCGACCUGAACUAGCAGAACUAGUUUGACUACGUCUCGCCACGCCCUUCUCAUCCACGUUCGACUGUACAUACUGCAUGAAUCAAACAGGACUGUUUUUGUUCGGUCUGAUGCUGAAAUCUUUUUUACUGUUCAAGAGCUUUGAACUACCCAUCUUUUAAUUUUCAAUAAAUUUUUCUUUGAUUCGGGG